Molecule: messenger RNA, 4878 nt
Organism: Schistosoma margrebowiei
Lineage: Eukaryota; Metazoa; Platyhelminthes; Trematoda; Strigeidida; Schistosomatidae
Source: the annotation of a GenBank genome assembly
AAUGACCCUGAAUUCAACCAGUUAUCGAAGUGACCUUGAAAUUUCCGAAUCAAUUGAAUCUCAAUUUACGACCAAUCAUAUACUGUAUAGUUUCCGUCCAUGUUUUUUUCUAUAUAAAGCUAUAUAAAUUGGCCUGGUUUGUUAUUCUAAUCAACUAAAUACUAAGAAUUAAUACGAUUUAAUAAUGCCGUUAACAUCACGUUCACCUUACGACAGUAAAACAUUACUUGCUAAAUAUUAUGAUUUGCCUCAACCUGAUGACAAAAUUCAAGUUAUGUACGUAUGGAUAGACGGAAGUGGAGAAAAUUUACGCUGCAAAACAAUGACUUUACAAGAAGAACCAAAAGUUCCAGAAGACUGUCCAGUGUGGAAUUUUGAUGGGAGUAGUACGGGUCAAGCUGAAGGUUCCAAUUCCGAUGUUUAUUUAAAACCGUGUGCAAUGUUCCGUGAUCCAUUUCGUGGUGGUAAAAAUAAAUUAGUCUUAUGUGAAACUUAUAAUUACGAUAAGAAACCACAUGUUUCAAAUCAUCGUUAUCAUUGUAAUCUUGUCAUGGAGAAAGCAAAAUCUCACCAACCAUGGUUCGGUAUUGAACAAGAAUAUGCUCUACUAGACAUCGAUGGUUAUCCAUUACAAUGGCCUAAAAAUGGUUUCCCUCCACCUCAAGGACCUUAUUAUUGUUCUGUUGGAGCUGGUAAAGCACUUGGUCGUGAUAUACCAGAAGCUUUAUACAGAGCAUGCAUGUAUGCAGGAGUUAAAAUUUGUGGUAGCAAUGCAGAAGUUAUGCCAUCACAAUGGGAAUUUCAAGUUGGACCAUGUGAAGGUGUCUCAGCCGGUGAUCAUUUAUGGAUGGCUAGAUUUAUAUUACAUCGUGUAGCUGAAGACUUUGGAGUGAUUGUGUCACUAGACCCGAAACCAAUGCCUGGUAACUGGAAUGGUUCAGGAGCGCAUACAAACUAUUCAACUCAGGCUAUGAGGGAUCCAAAAUCAGGUUUACAAGCAAUCGAAGAUGCUAUUGAAAAACUAUCACAUAAACACAUGGAACACAUUCAAUGCUAUGAUCCUAAACAUGGUUUAGACAAUCAAAGACGUUUGACUGGUAAUCAUGAAACAAGCAGUAUUAAUGAUUUUUCAUCUGGUAAGUUAGUAUCCCCAAAGAAAUUUUGUUCUUAAUGUUCUACAACUUUUUCAAGCAAUAGAUGAUAUCACCAUGUAUGUAGUAUUUAAAGUUUACAAUAUACAGAUGAAAUCUAUUAAAAACACGUAGUUCAGCGAAGGGAUCUCUUUUCAACGAAUUUAUUAUCAAGCUGUGUAAUCAUAUAUAUAUUGAAACUUUUUUGUUAGGAAUUGUGAACACGAAUAAACAAGAUGACGUAAUAGAAAGACUAUAAUACUAGAUUACGUAAUACGAAUAAUAACGAUAGACUUAGUAAGUUAGUAACGAAUUAUAACGUGAAUGUAUUAAGAUGAUUAAAAUGUUUUUGUUACAAUAAUUAAAGGUCAUUAAAGGUCAUAGUUGUGUAAAAAAGUGAUAUGAUGAGCAUUUAUGAAUAAAAUAAUGAGAAUAUGAGACAUAAGUAAAAGGCCAAGGUAACGAUAGGACAAUAGGAAUGCGAGUUCUUCAUUCCGUAUUACAUAUCCGAUGUAUUCGAUGACAUAAAGAGUGAAUGAGAUUUCUCUUUCUGCAACUAGUACUUUAACGAAAAAAAUUUCAUAUAUAUACGAUUGCACAGCUUGAUAAUAAAUUCGUUGAAAAGAGAUCCCUUUGCUGAACUUUGUGUUUUUAAUGUUUAAAUGGGAAUUAUCUGUCGAAAUCUACUAAGACUAGUUAUAAUGAAAAAAUAUUUAUCAUAAACAGUAAUCUGUGUUUAGGUUCAGAGUUAUUGAUCGAAAUGAAACAGAUGUUGAUCUCUCCUUAACAUUGAGAAUUUUAUAAACAAACUUAAAUGCGGUUGUAAAAUCAACCUUCAAUUUUAUAGAAUCACUAAUGACUGGAGUUAUGUUAUAGACCUAACAUAAUUAUUGACUUGAGAAAAACAUCUUAUAAAUAAUUUGCAAUCAGUAGUUCUAUGGUAACGUUUUACUAACUACUUUACUAUGCUUUAUUGAUUUUUACAAAUUCCUAAAUAACCAUUCAUAAUAAAGCCUGGUCACAUUCUGUGUAGGAUUAACCGUUCAUUGCUCCAGCUGUGAGACAAAUUGUCCAUCAUUUAAAAAAAAAAUUAUUUGAUUCAAUUUUCACUCAUUAACUCUAUUGGAAAAAUUGAAAUAAUGACAAGAAGUUUGUUUCAUGUGGGUAGAUAAAUAACAUUCGAUUGUCGUACACAUAUUAUGUUUAAUUUACACAUUCAAUCAUAAAGUUCUAUCAUUUCCUUCAGUAUUCUGAUGAUGAUUAUCAGCAUCACGUUAGUAUCAUUUUAAACUCCACUCAACUGACUUUGUCGCUCAAAAAUAUACACAGUUUAGGAUAGUGUCGAACUUAUUGGUUGAAAGACCAAAUAUAUUAAGCCUGUUUAUAUUUCAAUUGAGAUCAAAUAGCUAUAUCAUCCAAUUUGGUUAGCAAGUACACAUUCGUGUACACGGCUUCGUGCAAAAUUUUUCAUAUAAGGGUUAGUGAUAUUAUCCUCGAAUAUUCAUCCUGUUCUAAAAGGGCAGAAAUAUUUUUCCUUUCUGAGUAAAUUAUGUAGUUUGAAUUGUUUCAUACGUGUGAAAACUCCUGCUUCUUAUUUAACUGAAUUAAAUUUUCAGUCAAAUUAUAUGAGAAUUAGUUUUUAUAUUAAUAUCUGUUUUUAUGUUUUUAUUUAAAUCCAUUUUGUGAGUGCGCUGAUUUGCACUUCAUGGGCAAGACGGUUCACUUGUGUAAUUGUUUUCUCACACGAUAGAUUACUUUUAAAAUUCAGUGCUUAUUCUUUUCGGGUUCUACCAAUACUGUUUUCUGCCUUCGUCCACUUCCUUAACACAACAGUCCAGACUAAACGUUGUUGUGGUAGAUGAAGACACCUCUAUUUUUUCGAGUAUGGGAAGCAAUGUGAAAACUGUAACAAUUGGUAUCCUCAUGUUUGCACUAGAUUUCCCCUGAACUUGUAUAAGAGUUGUUGCAGGUCACAACCAUAAUGACUGUACAAAAUACACUGUCCUAUAACGUUUCUGUUGAUACUUGAAGUAAUAAAGCUACUGAAUCUAGCUAGGAAACUUCUCACAGAUGAAUAGUAAGUUACAGAAAAUACGGAAUAACUGAUCGAUCUGGAGAAUAUAUUGAGCAUCCAGAUAGAACCAUAGUAAAACACUUCUAGAACAUAGAGAUCGAUUAAUGUACCAAUUUACGGAAGGCUUUUAGGAAAAAUAUUAAACGCUCAGAGAAAAACGGUGUAAUACAACAGCAACCCAGUGAAAACCAUGCAUUAGCAUAGCCCGUGCGAUGCAGAAGAAACAUGGUAAGGUCAAUGAAUGGUUAAAAGCAACGUCCGGAAAAGCAACUAGGAGAAGCAAAUAUGAAGCCCAGUCAUCUGUUAUCAAACCAGUUUGCAAAGGAGAAAAGGGUUUGAGCUAAGGAAUCCCAGUUCUCAGUACUAAAUCAUAUUUCUCUAAGGAGUCAGUCAUCUUGCAUAAGCUGAAAGAAUCCCGAAAAAGAUCCAAAGGUAAGUUUAAAGGCAACCUGAACUACAAUAAAUAUCUAACAUUCAAACUAAUUCCGGAUACAAUAAAGGGAGUUUGUAUACGCAAAUUAUUCAGCAUAAGAUAGAAAUUGUAUUCAGAAAGUCUUCAGGCAAAACAAAUUUUUAAAAUUCCUUUGGCAUCCACUGAGGAGUAAAGUUUAUUAAAGAAUCCCCCCACAAACUGCGUUUAUCUAAACUUUAGGUCCACUCCGACUUCUGGCUGGCUUAUCUCAAUAAGAGACGAUCUGCAGGAAUAGAAAUAGAGGGAUAUCGUCAAAGUGAUGGUGAAAACCUUAAACCAAAGAGUCUUUGAAUCGAAAAAGUCGGGAGCAAACGGAUCCUUAAACCACUCCAAGUGGCACUGGAAAGUACUCCACAGAAAUAAUGGUUUGUUAAACAAACAUUCCCAGACUGCUGAAUGAAAUAACAGAGCUCACAAACAAUGGAAACACAAAAUUUUGAUAUCUUCUUCAUUUCAUAUAUUUGGCUAAUAUCAAAAGUGUUGCAAAUAGAGGCAGUAGUAUACGUAUUCCAAGACAAGUUGCUGAAAAUGGUUGUGGUUAUUUGGAAGAUAGACGUCCGUCAUCCAAUUGUGAUCCAUACAUGGUCACCAGAAUGUUAGUAGAAACAACAUGUCUUUAAUUAUUAUUACCAUUAUUUAUAAAAUAAUGAAGAACUAAUGCACAAUAAAUAAAUCAAUUUUUUUUUAAAAACAUAAUGUUACCAAAUAAUCUCGAAUGUUUCCAUAUAAUCACUUCAUUUUGUUAAUGGUUACAAUAAAUUUAAAAACUGUAUUUACAUAAUUUUGAUAACCGUUGUCAUCAUCAUUAAUUUUUCUUCAUUGUUUACGAAGUUAUCAUCGUCAUCAAAAGCAAAUGCAAGAGCAGUAUUGUCGUUAUUAUUGACUUUUCAGUGGUCGAACAAUUUUUAUUUUCUAGUAUUUUCUAUCAUACAAAUUUAUAGUUUACUUAGUAAAUUAAUCAUUGUCCCAGUUACUGCUUAAUUAUUGAACCAUUCACAAUAAAGGUAUUAAGAAAUGUUGAAUAUUGAUUAGUUUUUUUAAACAAAUAAACACAUACACCAUCUUUUCUGUUUGUUGUUUUACAUCACUUGCCAUUUAAAUCUAUCGUUUGUGAUUUAUAUAAAAAAAUCGUUUUAUUUUAUAUUUUAAAAAGUUAUGAAUAAAAAAACACUAAGAAACAAACUAUGAAAUCUAAUCGUUUC